AUGUCUCACCCGCGGGUAGAAGAAGUCUCCGACAGCGACCCAGACAUCAUCUCCGACCCCGACGAGGUCGACCUCGACGACUUUGCCGAAACAGACAUCAUCCGCGCCCGCGGCCCCAGCACCCAGAAGCAGCGCAUCGUCGACUCCUCAGAUGACGACGACGAUGGCCUCAACGACCUCAACGCCGCCGCCGCCCGCGCCCAGCAGUUCAUGAACCCCAUGUCGGGCCCGGGCAUCUCGACGCUGCCCGCCACCUCGGACCGCUCCGCCUUCGCCAACCACCAGUGCCUGUACCCAGUCUACUUCGACGCCUCGCGCACCCGCGCCGAGGGCCGCCGCGUCAGCGCCGCCCUGGCCGUCAAGAACCCGCUGGCGCGCGAAAUCGCAAACGCCUGCUCGCGCCUGCGCCUGCAGACGCUGCUCGAGCCCGAGAAGAUCCACCCCAAGGACUGGUCCAACCCGGGCCGCGUCAAGGUCGCCCUCAAAAAGGCCGGUGCCUCGGCGUCUACAAACAUCGCCAACAAGCACCACCUGUACGUCCUCGUGGCCAAGCACCUGCGCGAGAACCCGACGACGGAGGACUCGCCCGGCCUGCGCCUGCGCUUCGGCAACCAGAUGCAGCCGCCAGAGGACAAGCCCUACCCGAAGCCCGCCGUGCCGCGGGGCUGGAAGAUGAACGAGUAUCUGCCGUACCUGAGCGCUGCGAUGACGGGCGGUGGCGUCUCGGAGAACCUGUUCAAGGACAUGAUGAAGGAGAUGCAGGGCGGCGCCGAUCCCAUGGCUGCGCUGCUUGCGAGCCAGGGUGGUGGCGGCGGCGGCAGUGGAGGCGCGAGCGGUGCGGAGGAGGGCAAGAAGAAGAAGAAAGAUAAAAAGGGCAAGGGGAAAGCUUGA
Trichoderma gamsii is the source of this 891-nucleotide messenger RNA. Its product is annotated as signal recognition particle subunit SRP19. NCBI's taxonomy places the organism in Eukaryota, Fungi, Ascomycota, Sordariomycetes, Hypocreales, Hypocreaceae. Gene Ontology annotation, cellular component: signal recognition particle, endoplasmic reticulum targeting. Gene Ontology annotation, molecular function: 7S RNA binding. The transcript has a single exon. The record is from RefSeq and is a predicted model, not a curated record. Bases 1 to 891 code for a protein of 296 amino acids. Gene Ontology annotation, biological process: SRP-dependent cotranslational protein targeting to membrane, signal sequence recognition; SRP-dependent cotranslational protein targeting to membrane.